Messenger RNA from Schistosoma rodhaini, 878 nucleotides. NCBI's taxonomy places the organism in Eukaryota, Metazoa, Platyhelminthes, Trematoda, Strigeidida, Schistosomatidae. The record is from the annotation of a GenBank genome assembly.
ACAUAAUUAAUUCAAAAUAGUAUAUGGAAGAGAUCUACAUCAAUUAAAUAAUAAAAAACCUUAUUUCAGUCAUUUAAAUUAAGUUAGUGAAAUAAUAAUCUAAUCUAAUAAUAACCAGUAGAAGAAGAAGAAAUAGAAGAAGAAGAAAACUUUCUUUUUAUAAUGAUUAAAUUGGCACUACAUUUGUUGAUCAGUCUAUAUAUAUUAACCGAAGUUUCCUGUGAUGAAGAUAAUAAUCCAUUACAACCAUGGGAUUCUUUAGAAUAUAAUCCUCAAAAUCGAGUAAUCGCUCCUUAUAAACGUCGACAAAUAUUUCGUUUCGGUAAACGAAACUCACAUCCAACAAUUUAUAAAGAAAUGAAUGAAUUACCUAGUCAAUGGGAUAUUUAUCGGAAAUGAUAAACUGAUAAAGUCAUUUUUUUAAACAAAAGAAAUCUAUGUAUGAUUAAAAUAAAAUACAUUGAAUAAUUGAUAUUUAUUGUAACCAAUGAUUUUUAUUUUUUGUCUAAUUUAAACUGAAUCGAAUAAUCCAGCAUAAUUUUAAAAAACGUUCUUAUUUUGCGGUUUCGUAAAAGUAAUAAUAAGGAAAAAAACACCUUUAGAUAUUGAUUAUACUUCUAUGUUGCAUCGAAAUGUUGCUGACAAUGUAUCUUCUUUUCAAACAUAAAAAAUGUAUAACAAAGGAUGUUUAUUAUACUGACGAACUUUGGAUCCAGUUGUCAUUAAAGUAGCUGUAUGAUUAGAUGUUUUAAGAAAAGUGAAACAAACCUAACGGGUCAUUGAAAACAAAACCAUGACAAAUCAGUGGAGAAAAAUUCUCUCUUUAAGGUGAUAUCACUUACCAAACCUUUACAAUCAUCCAAAUAACUACUUAGAAU